Aspergillus tubingensis is the source of this 285-nucleotide messenger RNA. Its product is annotated as kinase-like protein. Gene Ontology annotation, biological process: protein phosphorylation. Lineage: Eukaryota; Fungi; Ascomycota; Eurotiomycetes; Eurotiales; Aspergillaceae. Bases 1 to 285 code for a protein of 94 amino acids. The transcript has 2 exons. Gene Ontology annotation, molecular function: ATP binding; protein kinase activity. The record is from RefSeq and is a predicted model, not a curated record.
AUGCCUGAUAUCUAUCGCGCACCGGAAGUCAUCCUGAAUAUGAAGUGGGACAACAAAGUUGACAUUUGGAACGUUGGGAUGGUGAUUUGGGAUCUUUCAGAACAUCGUCACCUUUUCAAGGCCCGGAAUGACGAGGGAAAGCUGGAUGAUGGACAACAUUUAGCAGAAAUGCAAGCUGUUCUAGGAAGGCCUCCUGCGGAGUUUCUCGCUCGAAGCGCGAGGUCGCUCCCAUUUUGGGAUGCCAACGGUUUGUACAACCCUCCCAUGCCCGAAGCCGUCGUGUAA